Molecule: messenger RNA, 2186 nt
Organism: Enhydra lutris kenyoni (northern sea otter)
Lineage: Eukaryota; Metazoa; Chordata; Mammalia; Carnivora; Mustelidae
Product: lumican
Exons: 3
Coding region: 495-1508 (337 amino acids)
Molecular function (GO): protein binding
Source: RefSeq, a predicted model, not a curated record
GUUUAUGAUUUAGGAGACCUUUAGGUGAACCUGAGAGCUGAUUGAGAGAAUAGCAUCUAAUCGUUGCAACAGCUACAGAAGGAGAGAGCUUUGCAAGAGAAAUGCUCCCACAGUAGAUGUCUUCAUUUGCAGCAGGACUCAAUUCUUGGUUAAAAGCUAGGUAUUUGGGCUAGUUAAGCGUGACUCUCUCUCGCAUUCCAUAGGGAAUGAGUGGGGCAGUCCUUGCUCCCCACGUCCACCUGCACUUGGUUAGAGAGCAAAAUGCUCACAUGCCACCCCACAAGAUCCCCACAAUGACAUAACUCCAUGCAGAGACUGGCGUGACUGGGCUGGGUUUUCCCCUUUCAGCUCUUGUAUCACUAAGAAUCUGGCAGCCAGUUCCGUCCUGACAGAGUUCACAGCAUAUAUUGGUGGAUUCUUGUCCAUGGUGCAUCUGCUUUAAGAAUUAAGGAAAGCAGUGUCAAGACAGUAAGGAUUCAAAGUAUUUGCCAAAAAUGCAUCUAGGUGUGUUUACUCUCCUCUUGGCAAUCAUUGGUGCCAGGGGCCAGUACUAUGAUUACGAUUUUGCUGUAUCGAUUUAUGGGCUGUCCUCGCCAAACUGUGCCCCAGAAUGUAACUGCCCCGAAAGCUACCCAUCGGCCAUGUACUGCGAUGAGCUGAAAUUGAAAAGUGUGCCGAUGGUGCCUCCUGGAAUCAAGUAUCUUUACCUCAGGAAUAACCAGAUCGACCAUAUUGACGAAAAGGCCUUUGAAAACGUAACUGAUCUGCAGUGGCUCAUUCUGGAUCAUAACCUUCUAGAAAAUUCCAAGAUCAAAGGAAGAAUUUUCUCUAAGCUGAAACAACUGAAGAAGCUGCAUAUCAAUUACAACAACCUGACGGAGUCUGUGGGCCCACUUCCCAAAUCUCUGGUGGACCUGCAGCUUACGCACAACAAGAUCCAGAAGCUUGGUUCCUUCGAUGGACUGGUAAACCUGACUUUUGUCCACCUUCAACACAAUCAACUGAAAGAAGAUGCUGUUUCGGCUGCUUUUAAAGGUCUUAAGUCCCUCGAGUACCUCGACUUGAGCUACAAUCAGAUGUCCAAACUGCCUUCGGGUCUCCCAGCAUCUCUUCUGACUCUCUACUUGGACAACAAUAAGAUCAGCAACAUCCCUGAUGAGUAUUUCAAGCGUUUUAAUGGACUGCAGUAUCUACGUCUAUCUCAUAAUGAACUGGCUGAUAGUGGAGUACCUGGAAAUUCUUUUAACGUAUCAUCCCUGCUUGAGCUGGAUCUCUCCUAUAAUAAGCUUAAAAAUAUACCAACCGUCAAUGAGAACCUUGAAAACUAUUACCUGGAGGUCAACGAACUUGAAAAGUUUGAAGUAAAGAGCUUCUGUAAGAUCCUGGGACCAUUAUCUUACUCCAAGAUCAAGCAUUUACGUCUGGAUGGCAACCGUCUUACCCACACCAGUCUGCCACCUGAUAUGUACGAAUGUCUACGUGUAGCAAAUGAAAUCACCGUUAAUUAAUAUCUACUAAUUCUGAUUCUAUUGAGGUGUACCCUGGAGUAACAUUUUAUGGUUAUGUUUUGUGUGUGUGUCAAUUUUCACAGUACUCAUUUUUUUGUCACUGUUUAUUACUUCCAUGAAUUCCAAAUUCUGAGGGAAAUGUUUUGUAAACAUUUUACUACUUUUUUUUUUUUAAACAAAAGAUGAAAGGCAGGCCUAUUUCAUCACAAGCACAGACAUAGACACACACAGAGACAACAAACUUAGUGCUUUAUUUGUAAAUUUAGUGUUUUCUACAUCUCUACUGUCAAAUGAUGUGCAAAGUCUUCUACUCAUUGAAUGGAAGUCAGCCGAGUAUUAUAAUUCCUAAAUCUUAACUUAAUGUGCCAAAAAGCAUGGGCUACACACGUAAGGAUGUUCACUGUCUUGAAUCAAAUGAUCUCAAAUUUAUGUUCAGAUUUGUUUAGCCGAAAAAUGGGUGGCAAAUUUUGAGACCAAUGAUUUUGCAAAAUACUAGACCAAAUUCACGAAGCCACAUACACUUAGAGCAAUAUUUUUAGCAUUAAGAAUUUAUAUACUUACCUAGCAAAACUUUUCUUUUCUAGAAUUAUUUUUCACUCUAAAUCACGUGUAUGUUCCUUUUUAAUCAUUUGCAUGUUAUGUUUAACAAGCUCAUAGCAAAAUAAAACAUAGCAAAUG